Molecule: messenger RNA, 513 nt
Organism: Pararge aegeria (speckled wood butterfly)
Lineage: Eukaryota; Metazoa; Arthropoda; Insecta; Lepidoptera; Nymphalidae
Exons: 5
Coding region: 1-468 (155 amino acids)
Source: RefSeq, a predicted model, not a curated record
AUGAGGUUGAUCGUAAUUUUAUUUCUUUUAUAUUCCAACGUUCUGGAGAUUGAAAAUAGAAUGCUUCCUAUUUACUACGAAACUGAGGCCCCUAUAACCGAUAGUGAUUCCGUAACAGAUCCCGUUACAAAUGACGGCUCGAAGGAAAAGGCGAUAAUUCCCAAAACAUUUGAUGAUGAGGAAUUUGAGCUGGAACAAAUGAAAGCAAACAAUGUAAUUCAAAAAAAGCCGUGCGCGAUAGUAGUGCUAUCUAAUAUUCAAAACCCGUCGAUGCAGUCGCUAUUGAGGAAGUACAAAUAUGACGCAAAUGGCAUACUAAUUCCGAGCAGCGUGAAAUACUUCAUAAAGCUACCGCAGAGUUUGAAGUCACCAUCUGUCCUAAUGCCACUAAAUGACAAAGCAUUCUCGCCUCUAGGAGGGUUCGUCAGGUAUUAUAAAGAAGUGCCACCGAUCCCGCACGCUUGGUAACUUAGCUAAAAUAAGGUAUUCUUCAGGUAAAUUCUCCAAACUUAU